This is a messenger RNA of Equus quagga, 792 nucleotides long. Its product is annotated as apoptosis-associated speck-like protein containing a CARD. Lineage: Eukaryota; Metazoa; Chordata; Mammalia; Perissodactyla; Equidae. Gene Ontology annotation, biological process: innate immune response; regulation of apoptotic process; inflammatory response. Bases 102 to 689 code for a protein of 195 amino acids. The transcript is spliced from 3 exons. The record is from RefSeq and is a predicted model, not a curated record.
AGGCGGGGAGUUCCAGGUCCCGCCUCAGAGCAGACUUCCUGGUCGAGGGACUCCCCGAGUGAGCUGCAGCGGCGGAAACGGCAGCAGGGGACCCCAGAGCCAUGGGGCGCACGCGCGACGCCAUCCUAGAGGCACUGGAAAACCUGACCGCCGAUGAGCUCAAGAAGUUCAAGCUGAAGCUGCUCUCAGUGCCGCUGCGCGAAGGCUACGGGCGCAUCCCUCGUGGGACGCUGCUGACCAUGGAUGCCAUGGACCUCACCGACAAGCUCGUCAGCUUCUAUCUGGAGGCGUACGGGGCUGAGCUCACGGAGCUGGUGCUGCGUGACAUGGGCAUGCAAGAGACGGCAGAGCGGCUGCAGGAGAUCGCGUGCAAGGAACCUGGUGCCACACCAGCCCUGAUGAAGGCUCCUCCCCAGAUGGCAGCCAAGACAGCACUGCACUUCAUGGACCAGCACCGGGCAGCCCUCAUCGCACGGGUCACAGACGUGGAUGGGGUGCUGGAUGCCCUGUAUGGGAGGGUCCUGACAGAGGAGCAGUACCAGGCAGUGCGGGCAGAAACCACCAAUCCAGCAAAGAUGAGGAAGCUCUUCAGCUUUGCUCCAGCCUGGAACCUGACCUGCAAGGAUCUGCUCCUUCACGCCCUGAAGGAAACCCAGCCAUACCUGGUGGCUGACCUGGAGCAGAGCUGAGGCAUCUUGCCCAGCAGCCGCCCCCCACGUCACUGUUGGCAUUCCAGCCAAAUCGUCCUGAAUCUGAUCUGUUUAUACACAAUAUAUGAAAAACCAGCUUGCA